This is a messenger RNA of Exaiptasia diaphana, 2401 nucleotides long. Its product is annotated as transcriptional adapter 1-like. Gene Ontology annotation, molecular function: transcription coactivator activity. Gene Ontology annotation, biological process: regulation of transcription by RNA polymerase II. Gene Ontology annotation, cellular component: SAGA complex. The record is from RefSeq and is a predicted model, not a curated record. NCBI's taxonomy places the organism in Eukaryota, Metazoa, Cnidaria, Anthozoa, Actiniaria, Aiptasiidae. The transcript is spliced from 10 exons.
AUUCCAACAUGGCGGUCGAUUUGAUUUCUUCUCGAAGGCAACUUAUGGAAGCGUUAGGAGACAAUUCAGAGUCGUACUGGAAUGUUAUGAAACUAUGGUAUAAACAAAAGAUUGGCAAAGAUGAACUUGAUACACAAGCAAGACGGUGCUUAGGGAGUGGCAAUAUCCAUUUUCACAAUAACUUCCUUCUAGCAAUACUAGGUAAAUGCCAAGCCUUAGGACAAACGCCAGCUGCUCACCCUAGAACUCCUCAAAAAGCACCACAAAAACCCCAGCUGAUCAAAAAGAGUAAAAUCAGAAAGCAAAAUAGGAAGCMAGUAAAAACAAAUUUUGAGGUAAGAAUCUAACCAAUCAAUCAAUUACAAUCAAUACAUAUCAAGCCACCAAUGUUGACACAACUUGAAGAUUAUAUCAAUGAUGAAUGUGAGAUCAGUUUAUGUUCCUAUGAUCUCAUGUUACCAGAUACUGCGACCAUUCAUGGUCGUUUAUACCUUGGAGCGUGGGAUGCAGGAAUAGAUAAUGUUGCUGAUGAUACUGUGAAUUUGAUGCAGUAUGCUACUGAGUACCUUAUAAAAGACAUUCUAACUAUAUGCUGUACAAGACGAAGUACUUAUCGAUUACGAGACCAUUUUCGGUAUGCUGUUGGAACUGCAUAUCCCAGAAUGCAUCUGACRAACAGUUCAGUUAAUUGGCCCUCAGAUGAAAGGACGACAGACAGGUGUAUAGCUGGGAUAUCAAACAGUGCUAAUAGACGAACACAAGAACAAGCAGCAGCUGAAGCAGCAUUGUUAGUAUCGUCAGCUGACAGUCAACAGUCCAAAAGACCUCCUAUUUCUCCUUGUGAUUUACAGGAUUCACUACAGAUCCAUCGCCGAGUAAUAUCAUCUCACACUGUGUACGCUUCAAAUGUGGAAAGAAUUCUGUCCCGGCUAUGGCACCCAAGUCACGAAGAGAUGGAACAGAGCCAGCUACAUCGAUUAGAAUCAAAACGUCGAUACGAACGCUUAAAACAGCAAAGGAGCCUUAGACUUUAAGGCAUUUUGUAAUCUGAAAUUUUCACAUUUUUUCUAAGCAAUUCUGUUGCUUGAAGGCUUAUGAUUGCUUCUAUACCCGCCGCGCAACUUCAACUUGGUCAUGUUAGAAACACGCAGGGUUAUUGAAACCACUCGAUUUGUUAGUGAGAAAUACUCCAGGUGAAAUACUUAGGCAUUUGGUCUGCUAUUGUCUGCUACGGGUUAGGUGAAAGGAUUCUAAGAAAUAUCUACAUCUGGCUGUGUCCAACCCAAAGUCAUGAUCAGGUUUACUAUAUGAAAAGACAAAAGUCCUCAAUCUUGUGUAUAUUAAAAGGGGAUCAUUAAUUGCAAAAUGCAAAUCGGUUAUUUGAUGUUCUGCUCAUAACCUUGAUUUAUUUCAAGCAAUUGACAAUAUACUAUACUAUGAUAUACAGCUAUUUCAAAAAACGUUGUCGGAGAGAACGGCGAACGGCGAUUGUCGAAGGGAGAUUGCACGACCGAAAGGGACUAUGGUUACACUGUUUUGAUAAACAAAAUUUCACUUAUUGGAGUCACCUUGCAUAGAAAUGGAAACUAAAUGAAGCCAAUGUUUAUCGCAGACAAUCAUACAGUACAAGUCAGUUGUUGUUGCCUUUCAACUAGCAAAACCCAUGGCUACUUUCGGUCGUGCAAUCGCCGUUCGACAAUUGACAUUCGCCAUUUUAUCCGACAACUUUUUUUGAAAUAGCUAUAUUCGGAUUUUAUGCGAUUAGUGGUUUUUCAUGCUAAUUAACAUAUGCUAUGUUUUCACAAAAAACUCAAUUUUUCAUAACAUUUGCCCUUUUUAUUUUGAUGAAAAUGGUAGAAUUUUUUUAUAAUUGUGUGACAAACUCUGGCUAAGUUUAAAAAAAUUCCUUAGAGCGGAAGUCCUUUUUCGACAUUUUUUUGCCAUGUUAAUCACUUCUCCGAGACUUCGGCUCCAAGGAAUUUCUCAAAACUUGGCUAGAUUGUGUCUUAUGUUUAUAUGAAUGGAUCCGUAAGUAGUCAUCAUAAUAAAACGAACCAUUUUUCUGRAAAAUGUAGCCUGUAUUACAUCCGGAAUUCUGUACGUAACACAGGCUAUGAAAAACGAAGUUCUUGUGAAACCAGUACAUAUGUUAAUUAGCAUAUAAACUGCACCCAUUAUUUAAUAAGUUACACUGAUAUGAAAAUAUCAUAGUACUUGGGUAAAUGAUUGCUUUAAAAGUURRUCAAGUUUCACUUUAAGUGUUUGAAAGAAGCCAAAGUUAUGAGUGGAACAUCAAAUARCCUAUUCUAUUUUGCAGAUGAKUAUCUACMUUUUAAGAAAAUAGCCUUACAAAAUUCUCAACAGAUUUGUUAUUUGCGUACAUUAAAAAAAAAACAGUUUU